Messenger RNA from Rotaria sordida, 1563 nucleotides. NCBI's taxonomy places the organism in Eukaryota, Metazoa, Rotifera, Eurotatoria, Philodinida, Philodinidae. The record is from the annotation of a GenBank genome assembly.
AUGCAUCUUAUCGAUGAUACAUGGAAUAAAAGCAAUGAAAAUGUUAUUGAAAGACGACAAUUGGCUGAUCAACAACUUUAUGGUUUCCUAUUUUCUGUGGCUCGUGUCGAAAACGUGAUUGAAAAAGAUCUCUUAAGAUCAACAACUCCAAACAAACGUCAACUCUAUCGUAGUACUGAUGAAGAAGAAUCGUUCCACUCAAUGUUAUUGAAGAACGAAGACGAUUUAAAAACGAAAUCAAAUUUGUUCACUCAAGAUAAUUCUAGUACAGAAUCAUCCCAUAUCGAAAUUCAAAAAUUGAUGAAUACAAUUAAAGAAAAAGAUACACAAAUUGCAUAUCUAAAUCAACAAUACAAUCAAAUUCGUAGUACACAAUUGCGUGUUUUACAGCAAGUUGACAAAAUCAUAAAUCGUAUAAUCAACCUUAAACAACAAUACGAUAUAAAGCAAGAUAAAAUUGAACAAAUUAAAAAAGAAUUUGAUUUCAUUCUAGAACAUUUUGACAAUGCUAAAUUAGACGUAGAAAUAAUUAAACCAAUCAUAACUUCGAAUGGCGAUUUAUAUUUCGCUGAUAAAACAGUUGAAAAUAAAAAUCAAUUACAACAAGAUAUUCAUCAAUUCGAAAUAGGAGAGAAACAUAAAAUGAUCAAUUAUCUGAAUGCAAACGAACAAAAAACAAGAGAAUAUUGUCAAAUCGAAUCAGAAGUUGACAUAAAUGAUCAUAAAUAUGAAGACGAUAUUCAUAUUAGUGAAAAAAAGAAGCAGACAAAUGAUGGAAUCAAUCAAUCGAACGAAAAAGUUCAAUUAAAAUUGACAUAUUCACUGCGAACUGAUUCAAUCGGUGCACCAUGCACUGUAGCCGAGGCACUGAUGAAUGAAAGUGCUCUCGACACGUUGAACCGAUGGUUGGAGACUCAAACUGCUGAGAGACGUGUGACUUGGGCAUUAUGUGAAUUACCAGGCACCUAUGCCCUAUCAUCAAGUUUUGGUGCACAAGCUGCAGCUUCGCUACACUUAUUGACAGCACAGAAACCUGAUAUUCCAGUAUUACUCAUAGAUACAGGUUACCUUUUUCCAGAGACCUAUAGUUUCAUUGAUCAAUUACAUGAACGUUUACAACUCAAUCUUAAUGUAUUGCGUCCAGAGAUUUCAGCUGCUUGGCUUGAAGUACGUCAUGGUCGUUUAUGGGAAAAAGGUUUAGAUGGAAUCGAUCUUUACAAUCAUCUAGUAAAAAUCAAGCCAAUGCAACUUGCUCUAGAAAAUCUUGGUGUUGAAACUUGGUUUGCUGGUCUACGUCGCAAUCAAUCUGAAAGUCGCCAACGAAUUCGCAUUAUCGAACGUCAAAAUGGCCGAUGGAAAGUGCAUCCAAUAGCUGAUUGGACUGAUAGCGAUGUUGACAUGUAUUUAAAACGACACAAUUUGCCAUAUCAUCCACUUUGGGAAAAAGGUUAUGUUUCGAUUGGAGAUAUUCAUACUACUCGACCUUGGGAACCUGGUCUACGUCAAGAAGAUACUCGUUUCUUCGGUCUAAAGCGCGAAUGUGGCCUUCAUCAACACAGUUGA